GUGAACCGCCAGAUCGGCCGAAUUUUUUGAAGGUUACCGAUUCGGUAAAAAUUCAGAAAUGCUAAUUACAUCCAAUACCCUUUCCCCACGCCCCACCCCUGUCUCUCUGCAGCAGAAGAACCAACCCUAAACCUUCUUCGAACGUUGCCCGCAGCCACCAUCCCUCUUCAAAGUCAUCGUCGAACUCUUCUCCUAGAGGGUGCUGUCGCCGCCGUCAGGGACAGACCGUGGGUGCCGUCGUCGCCUGUGAAAGCUCUACUCCGCCCUCUUCACAUCGUUCCUCCUCUCCUCGCCGUCGCACGAGGUCUGAGUUGAGUUCGUGGCGUCUCCGUCGCGAAGGUUGCUCGGUCGUCGUCUCUUCGAGCGCUCUCUCUGUCCUUGUCCGGGUCAACGUCCCUCUUCGAGCUGUCUCUCGCCGUCGCUGCUUCUUCGCUCCUCGCCGUGGGUCGUCGCUGCUUCUCACCUCCUGCGUCGUUUCUGCUUCUCUGCUUCUCGCCAUUUUUGGCUGUCGCCCCUUCUCUUCUCCUCUGAUUUUAGGUAACUGUCUCACACGGUCGCCGCUAGCUCACUCUGUCUCACACUCGCCGAGCUCACUUUGUCAUCGCUGUUCAUCUCUCGCCAUCUCUCCGUCUUCAGUUCAGUUCAGUGAGUGAGUGAGUGAGGGAGUAUGAAGGUGGUGGCGCUCGUUAGUGGCGGCAAAGACAGCUGCUAUGCCAUGAUGAAGUCCAUUCACUAUGGCCACCAGAUAGUUGCGUUGGCGAACUUGUUACCUGCUGAUGAUGACGUCGACGAGCUUGAUAGCUACAUGUACCAAACCGUUGGUCAUCAAAUUAUUGUUAGCUACGCGGAAUGCAUGGGGUUGCCAUUGUUCAGGAGGCGAAUUCGAGGAUCAACAAGACAUCAAGAGCUUGGUUACAGAACAACCCAGGGUGAUGAAGUUGAAGAUAUGUUUAUUUUACUUCGUGAAGUGAAAAGGCAGAUACCUGAAGUUACUGCAGUGUCUUCUGGGGCCAUUGCAUCUGACUAUCAGAGAUUGCGGGUGGAAAGUGUUUGUUCAAGGUUAGGCCUUGUUUCUCUGGCAUACUUAUGGAAACAAGAUCAAUCAUUGCUCCUCCAAGAAAUGAUUGCAAAUGGAAUUUUGGCUGUGACUGUAAAGGUAGCCGCCAUGGGUUUGGUGCCUGGAAAGCACUUGGGUAAAGAAAUAGCCUUCUUAAAUGCUUAUUUGCACAAAUUAAAAGAGUUAUAUGGAAUUAAUGUUUGUGGUGAAGGAGGGGAAUAUGAAACGUUAACUCUUGAUUGCCCUCUCUUCAUUAAUGCUCGAAUUGUGCUCGAUGAAUAUCAAGUUGUGAGGCACUCUUCAGAUUCCAUAGCUCCUGUUGGAAUCCUUCAUCCCUUGAAAUUUCAUUUGGAAAAGAAGGUAGAUAUUCAAUCUUUAACAUCACCAGACAACAUAAGUGAAACUUAUGUUCAGAAACUGGGAACUGUGUUUGAAGUGGAAGACACUUUAGAAAGAUGUGAAGACACAUUUAAGUCGUUGGAUUGCAGUGCUGACCCAAUUGAUGACUUAGCACAUAAAUUUAACAUCUCAAGAACAAAUAACAAGAGAACACUCUCCUUAAGUUGCUCGUUACAAGAUUCAUGCAAUGAUUUGCGGGAAGAUUUGAAGACUGUUUUGGCAAAAACUGAAUCACUAUUAGCUGGCUUUGGCUUUGGGUGGGAGAAUGUUGUCUAUAUUCACCUUUACAUAGAUGAAAUGAGUAAGUUCUCAGAGGCAAAUGAGACAUAUGUAAAAUUUAUAACCCAGCAGAGGUGUCCAUUUGGUGUCCCAUCACGUAGUACAGUUGAAAUGCCUCUAGUAGAGAUGGGUUUCAGCAAAGCAUAUAUGGAAGUUCUUGCGUCAAGUAAUAAAGAUAAAAAGGUUUUGCACGUACAGAGUAUUUCCUCUUGGGCACCUAGUUGCAUUGGGCCAUACAGUCAGGCAACCUUGCACGAUAAUAUACUUCAUAUGGCUGGUCAGUUGGGACUUGACCCUCCAACAAUGAAUCUUUGCAGUGGAGGUGCUAGUGCUGAACUGGAACUGGCUCUCAGAAACUGUGAAGCUGUGGCAAAAUGCUUUCGUUGUUCAAUAUCCACAUCAGCAAUUAUGUUUGUUGUUUACUGUUCUAAACGUGUCUCAUCAUCAGAGAGACAUGAUAUGCAGGAGAAACUAGAAACAAUCCUUAGGCAGAUGAGGAUCUUUCAGUUACAGGAACAAAACACCUGCAAAGCAUUAGAUCCCGUAGUCCUUUAUGUCCUUGUUCCUGAUCUACCUAAAAGUGCAUGUGUAGAAAUAAAGCCUGUUCUUUAUGUUGACGAUGGCACGGAGAUAGCAACUGAGACCAUAACAGAAAGUUCUGGUUCCGAAGCACCCCACUACUGGGGUUUCAAGCAGGAAAAUUGGCAUGAUUCUUGUAUUCGGAAACUUGUGGUUUCAGGAAUGAUUUGUGCUGUUACAUUAUCUAUUACAAGUGAGGAUGCUGCAAAGAUAUGUUUCCAUUCUGUGUCUGCUGAUUCUGUCAAUGAUGAUCAAUAUCUUCAAUAUAAGUCGCUCAUGGAGAAGUCAUCAAGAUUCUGCUUCUAUCUUCUGGACAAAGUCAUGGCCGAUAAUGGGUUUGGCUGGGAAGAUUUAAUGAGUUUGAGGAUCUAUAUCCCUGCAAGCCUUCAAAUGUCGAUAGCUAUGCUGCUGCCUACGUUCAACAAGGCUCUAUUGGAACUUUCUGAAGCGAGUCAGAAGAAAGUUUUAAAUGGCGAGGAGCCAAUCUUCAACAUAGUUCCUGUCAUCGGUGCUGGUAGGUCUGCUUCAUCCAUGUCUAAUAUAAUAACUUGCGAAUUACUCGGCCAGAAAUCCUGGGCAUAAAUUGCUGGAUAAACUCUUAUGUUCUAGCUUGGUUAUAUUUAUAUUGUCAUUUUACAUACGAAAUGGACGUGGAAAGAUUGUUUUACUGGAAUUCCUUGGUAAUUUGGAUAGAAUAGGCGUUAGAGAAAUUCAGGUUCAAAUGGGGCUGAUCAAAUUUCAUUGAUCUUUCCCAAAGUAAUACAAUUUCUGAGGUUUUGUUGCUUUUGGUUUUGGCAAAACAAAAAAUUACACUUGGGGUAUGUUAGAUUGGGUGUAAAGGUAGGGUAAAACUAAAAUUACAUCAGGUUCUGCCGCAUGGAAUGUUGUACUUUAAAGGAUUGUCAUGGCCGUAUUAAUUUACUUCAAAGUGUAGUUACUUAA
This is a messenger RNA of Arachis stenosperma, 3256 nucleotides long. Its product is annotated as diphthine--ammonia ligase. The transcript is spliced from 13 exons. Gene Ontology annotation, molecular function: diphthine-ammonia ligase activity. Gene Ontology annotation, biological process: protein histidyl modification to diphthamide. The record is from RefSeq and is a predicted model, not a curated record. The coding region runs from base 668 to 2896 and encodes 742 amino acids. NCBI's taxonomy places the organism in Eukaryota, Viridiplantae, Streptophyta, Magnoliopsida, Fabales, Fabaceae.